AUUUGACUUAAAGGAUCGGUCUCUUACUUCAAAUAUCAAACCAUGGACUUCAAUCGUUUCGGGAAAUCUUGUAACUUCAUUUUUUUACGGAUGUAUUAUACCAACUUCAGUUAAGUUCAAUGAUCUUAGUCAAAUGAUCGAAUUCCUCAAUCAGAAGCAAAUUGGUGAAGAGAGAUUGGUUUUCACACUAAUUGGGAGAGAGCAAUUUCGGUUUUGGUUACUGUAGUGAUCAAUGCAGCGAAGGUGUUCGAUGAAAUGCGUAGGAGAGACUUUCGGGAAAUUACUUCACUAAGAGCUUUUUUACUGAUGCGAAUUCCUUUUAAUGAUAGAACAAGAUAUCAAGCAAAGAAGCCUUGUGGUCUUGAUACUGAAUUCUAGAAUACACAGUGACGUGGUGGUCUUGUCUUUUGAUAAGCUUGUUGUAGCUGUCUCCUCUCUCAAUGGCUAUCUCCUGCGACUGAAACGAGUUCAGGCAGCAAUGUGAAUGAGCUAGAGAAUCCAAUAAGCAAUGAUAGGACUGGGUCAAUAGUUCAAGAACGUGAAGGUUCCGACAACUAAGCAAACUGCUUCUUCAAUUUGGUUCCGACAACUUUUAUCAUUAAAAAAUAUAUAAAAUAUCUUUUAUUAUUAAAAAAUAUAGGGAUAUAUCUUUUAUUUGAUUAAUCAUUAUAUUAUUGUAGAGAACCCUCAGCCAAGAGAUUGGUAGCUAGAUAGAUAAGGUUGACUUGGAGUCAACUUCUAGCUUAGAGUUUUGAUAAAUUUUAUAGCUUUCUUCAUUUAUAGUAAACGUUUUAACUCAUUUUUUUCCAGAGAAUCUGUACCCUUGGCGUUCUUGUACUGGUUCAUCGUAGGUGAUACUCGACGUCUAGUUGUUAUGGCUGAAGGAUUUGUGUCGUUUGGGCUUGAGAAGCUUUGGGAUCUCCUGAGUCGAGAAUCAGAGCGAUUGCAGGGAAUUGAUGAGCAACUUGAUGGACUAAAGCGUCAGCUGAGAAGUUUACAGUCGCUGUUGAAAGAUGCAGAUGCCAAGAAACAUGGAAGUGAUAGGGUGAGGAACUUCUUGGAAGAUGUCAAAGACCUUGUUUUUGAUGCUGAGGAUAUAAUUGAAUCCUAUGUUCUGAACAAACUUAGAGGAGAAGGAAAAGGGGUCAAGAAGCAUGUGAGACGACUUGCUCGCUUCUUAACGGAUCGCCACAAAGUUGCUUCAGAUAUCGAGGGUAUAACUAAGAGGAUCUCUGAUGUGAUUGGGGAGAUGCAGAGUUUUGGGAUACAACAAAUCAUUGAUGGUGUUCGUUCGCUGUCUCUUCAGGAAAGACAAAGGGUGCAGAGGGAGAUCCGACAAACGUAUCCUGACAGUUCUGAAAGCGAUCUUGUCGGGGUGGAGCAGAGUGUUGAAGAAUUGGUUGGUCAUUUGGUGGAGAAUGAUAUUUAUCAAGUGGUUUCUAUAGCUGGGAUGGGCGGUAUUGGUAAAACCACUCUGGCUAGACAAGUCUUUCAUCAUGAUUUAGUCCGGCGUCACUUUGAUGGAUUCGCAUGGGUCUGUGUUUCGCAACAAUUUACACUGAAACAUGUUUGGCAGAGGAUCUUGCAAGAACUUCAGCCACAUGAUGGGAAUAUUUUACAGAUGGACGAAUCUGCACUUCAGCCUAAACUCUUUCAAUUGUUAGAGACCGGUAGAUAUUUACUUGUCCUCGAUGAUGUAUGGAAAAAAGAAGACUGGGAUCGAAUAAAAGCAGUGUUUCCACGGAAAAGAGGUUGGAAGAUGCUGCUUACUUCUCGAAAUGAAGGUGUUGGGAUACAUGCUGAUCCAACAUGUUUAACUUUUAGAGCAAGCAUCCUUAACCCUGAAGAAAGUUGGAAGCUCUGUGAGAGAAUAGUAUUCCCUAGGAGAGAUGAAACUGAAGUAAGGCUUGAUGAAGAAAUGGAAGCCAUGGGAAAGGAAAUGGUCACACAUUGUGGAGGACUACCAUUAGCUGUUAAAGCGUUGGGAGGCUUGUUAGCUAAUAAACAUACAGUUCCUGAGUGGAAAAGAGUUUCUGACAAUAUUGGAUCUCAAAUAGUAGGAGGAUCGUGCUUAGAUGACAACAGUCUCAAUUCGGUUAACCGAAUAUUGUCUCUGAGUUAUGAAGAUUUGCCAACGCAUUUAAAGCAUCGCUUCCUUUACCUAGCCCAUUUCCCUGAAGAUUCCAAGAUAUACACGCAGGAUUUGUUCAAUUACUGGGCUGCAGAAGGGAUUUACGAUGGAUCAACCAUCCAAGAUAGUGGAGAAUACUACCUAGAAGAGCUAGUGAGGAGAAAUUUGGUUAUUGCAGACAACAGGUAUUUGAGUUUGGAAUUUAAUUUUUGUCAAAUGCACGACAUGAUGAGAGAAGUAUGUUUAUCUAAAGCCAAAGAAGAGAACUUCUUACAAAUUAUCAAAGACCCUACUUCCACCUCUACCAUCAAUGCUCAAUCUCCUAGUAGAUCUCGCAGAUUCAGCAUACAUAGUGGUAAAGCCUUUCAUAUAUUGGGACACAGAAACAAUCCAAAGGUGAGAUCUCUUAUAGUUUCGAGAUUCGAGGAAGACUUUUGGAUACGAUCAGCUUCAGUCUUCCACAACUUAACAUUGCUCAGGGUGUUGGAUCUUUCUAGGGUAAAGUUUGAAGGAGGGAAGUUACCUUCUAGCAUUGGAGGGCUCAUCCACUUGAGAUACUUGAGCUUAUACGGAGCUGUGGUAUCUCAUCUACCUUCUACUAUGCGGAACUUAAAGCUUCUGCUCUUUUUGAACUUACGUGUUGAUAACAAGGAACCGAUUCACGUGCCAAAUGUUUUGAAAGAGAUGCUAGAGUUGAGGUACCUUUCCCUACCUCAGGAAAUGGAUGAUAAAACCAAGUUGGAAUUGGGUGAUCUAGUGAACCUGGAGUACUUGUGGUAUUUCUCAACGCAACACAGUAGUGUGACAGACCUCCUCCGUAUGACUAAGCUCCGGAAUCUCGGUGUAUCUUUGAGCGAAAGGUGCAAUUUUGAAACUCUAUCGUCAUCUCUCCGUGAAUUGCGAAACCUCGAAAUGCUUAAUGUCCUUUUUUCGCCCGAAAUCGUUAUGGUUGAUCAUAUGGGAGAGUUUGUUCUGGAUCAUUUUAUUCAUCUAAAACAGUUGGGAUUGGCAGUACGUAUGUCAAAGAUUCCUGAUCAACAUCAAUUCCCUCCCCACCUUGCCCACAUACAUCUAGUGCAUUGCGUCAUGAAAGAGGAUCCAAUGCCAAUUCUAGAAAAGUUGCUUCAUUUGAAGUCGGUUGCAUUAAGUUAUGGUGCUUUCAUCGGGCGGAGAGUGGUGUGCUCAAAAGGCGGAUUUCCUCAAUUAUGUGCCCUAGGAAUAUCUGGAGAAUCAGAAUUGGAAGAGUGGAUAGUAGAAGAAGGGUCGAUGCCAUGUCUUCGUACUUUGACUAUACAUGAUUGCGAAAAGUUGAAGGAACUUCCUGAUGGACUCAAGUACAUAACAUCCUUAAAGGAGCUAAAGAUUAGAGAAAUGAAGAGGGAGUGGAAGGAGAAACUGGUACCAGGUGGAGAAGAUUACUACAAAGUCCAACACAUUCCCGAUGUUCAAUUUAUCAACUGUGACCUGUAGCAGGUAAAAAAUAAAUUGUAUGGUGUUCACUUUGUUUUUUUCUAUGUUGUUGUUGGAUUCGUGUGAAAGUCAUGUGGACAGUCUCAACGACUAUACAUUGUUCCAGCAUCGAUCAUCUUUGAAAUAGAUGCAGGAAAGACCAAGAAGCGAGCCAAAUUCUCUUAUAUUGGGAGAGAUAGAGGCUGCUUCACAAAAGUCAUCAGCUGAUCAACAGGUUUUUCCGAAGAAUAGCUUAUGAAGAAUACAGAUCCUCAAGUAUUAAUGAUUACGUUUCCAGUCUUGGAGCUCUCGCUUUCAGUGAAUCGUUAUGUUGUGUAGCUCAGAACUAUAUUAUAGAAACAAUGCUUAUAUUGUUGUUUGUUUUUGAUGUGGAUGCAUGGAACUUGCUUGAGAACUCUUUUACAAAAUGGAGAAACGAAACUUGUAAAAUUUGGAUAUUUUCUGUUUAUUGUAAAAUUUGGAUAUAUUUUAAGAAUUGCGUUUUGCUUUCUCGUUUGUGAUUUAACCCAGUUCGUUUUGUAAGCUCUAUUUACACCAUC
This is a messenger RNA of Arabidopsis thaliana (thale cress), 4140 nucleotides long. Its product is annotated as Disease resistance protein (CC-NBS-LRR class) family. Bases 875 to 3601 code for a protein of 908 amino acids. Gene Ontology annotation, cellular component: plasma membrane. The record is from RefSeq and is marked reviewed. Gene Ontology annotation, molecular function: ADP binding. The transcript is spliced from 4 exons. Gene Ontology annotation, biological process: plant-type hypersensitive response. NCBI's taxonomy places the organism in Eukaryota, Viridiplantae, Streptophyta, Magnoliopsida, Brassicales, Brassicaceae.